AUGGCAACAAAUCUUCUUUUUGUGAAAUCAUAUCAUCAUUCAUCUCACAUACCCAACACAAUGUCUAAUAAAGGCGCCAAAUUUUCUUUAAAAAUUGUCACAAACAAACAGAAAACCAAAGUCCUCUUUGCAGAGGCCGACAGCCAGUUUGUAGAUGUUCUGCUAAGCUUUCUAACCCUUCCCUUAGGAAAAAUUGUGAAAGUCUUAGCAAGCCAUUAUGAGGACUCAUGCUCGGCAAUCGGUAGCUUAACCACUUUGUAUAACAGUUUGGCUGAUUUGGACAUUUCUAAUUUUGAGGCAGAGGCAGGCAAGCGAAUACUGCUCGACCCAAAGAGUCCAUCUGCCGCAAAGUGUAACUUGAAAAUCAAUAUCAAUGAUUAUUGGGUCACGAGAUAUUUUUGCUGCCCGGAUUUAUCUUGCGAUUAUUCCAAAAAGAAGAAUAUGAGUUUGUAUUGGGGUAUUGCAACAUGCGGUUGUGGGAAACCUUUGACGAGAAAAGUGCCGUUGAGGAGUGAUAAAAUGCUGUCCAGUAAUGGAGGUUUUGUUGUGAGUGGAUCGACUUUUGUAAUAUCUGAUGAUCUUAUGAUAAUGCCAAACUCUCCAUCGUCCGUUUUGCAAAUUCUUGGCAAUCUCAGCAUUACAGACAAUGAUUGGGAUUUGAAGGAUGUGACUAUUGGAUAUAAUGAGGUCAUGGAUUUGCUAAGAGGACUGUUUCUUUCUAGAACGCCCCUGACGGACAUCGUUAUUAGCAACGGGCAAAUUAAUUUGGCAAUGCAAGCCCAACUGAUAAUUCCUCCACCUAAGGUUGAAAGAAAGCGAACUUUCGAUUAUUCCGAAAGUAUAGAUUUGAAGGUCAUUAUGCAAAAAUCGACCAACAAGCUAUUGUUUGCUCAAGCUGAUGAGGUCUUCAUUGAUUUCUUAUUUGGUCUGCUCAUGAUUCCGAUAGGAGAGGUUGGGCGACUUCUGGACUGUAAAACUUUUCUUACGAACGUGCACAAUUUGUACUUGAGCGCAAACAAUCUCAUUGACGGUAAUUAUAUUUUUGACAGUGAGAAUGCAACCAGUCUUGUCAACCCAACAUUACCUCAUGGUUAUGUUUCAAACAACCAAAUUUUACCUCUUGUGGAAGAAGAAGCUGGUAAAAUGUACUACUAUCAAGGCCCAGGCACUAAAAAUGGUGAUUUUAUGUCUGAUUCUCCCUUUAUUGGAGGUUCGUGUCUCAAGGUUACUGAGUUCAAGUUCGGUUCACUGUUUAAGGGACCAAGAAUAUAUAUGGUGAAUGAUGACUUAAGCGUGACACCAGCUUCUAGUACAUCAUAUCUCUCCAAUCUCGGCAGGUUAAAAAUUCCUUUGUCUGAUGUAACUGAACGGGUGGUGCGUGUUGGAUUGGAAGAGGCUUUCAACAUAUUGAAGGCAUCUCUUGUUUCCAAGCAUGCUUUGUCCUGUGCCUACACAAUGUCUGACCCCAAGAACUUCAGGUUCACCUUGAAAGCCAUGAUAAACAAGCAUAAAACUAGGGUUCUAUAUGUCGAGGCUGAUAGCGAUUUUGCUGAUGUUCUGUUGAGCUUCCUUACACUACCGUUGGGAACUAUUGUUCGAGUCUUAAAAAAACACUAUGGGGAUGAAGUCCCUGUUUUGGGAAGCUUAACCACUUUGUACAAUGGCUUGCACAAUUUGGACAGUGGCCUUUUCCUUUCACAGGACCAUAAGAACCUGCUGCUCAACCCGGAAAACUUGUAUGAAGAGAAGUGUCGUGGGUUGAAAAUCAAGGUUGAUGACACGAAACCCACAGAUUACUUCAAAUAUAGACACGAUAUUGAUGGCAUUGGAGGGAUGUUUAUUAGAAAAGUGUCCUUAAUUAUCACUGAUGAUCUCCAAAUACUGCCUAAUUGUAUGGGUUCUGCUGUGAAAAUUCUUCACAACUCAGGCAUAAUGGACAUGAUCGGGAUCGAGGAAGGGAAUCUGAGUUUCGGAUUCAAUGAGAUAAUGGAUUUGCUGAGGGGGUCAUUAUUUUCCCGGGCUCCACUAUCGGCACUCUUUCUAAAGAAAAAACUGAUCAACUAUACUGCGGUAAAGUGUGAGACGGAUGGUAUACAACCGGUUAAUCUGAUCCAGCAACAGAUAUGCGACGUUAAGAAAUUGACCGUGAAAGCCAUUUUGCAAAGGUCCACUAAUAAGCUACUUUUUGCUGAAGCCAAUUAUGAAUUUGUGGGUUUCCUAUUUAGCCUACUGCAGCUUCCCCUAAUAGAGGUCGAGUGCCUAUUGGGCAGUGACACAGCGAUCAUCUACUCCAGCCCGAGCCAUGGGUAG
This is a messenger RNA of Striga asiatica, 2310 nucleotides long. NCBI's taxonomy places the organism in Eukaryota, Viridiplantae, Streptophyta, Magnoliopsida, Lamiales, Orobanchaceae. The record is from the annotation of a GenBank genome assembly.